CACGCGCGCACCAUCGGAAUCGGACUCCAACGACACAGCGCGCUUGGUACGCACCGACAAACUGAUAUACUGCAAUCAGGCAAAGUACAAUAUAGCUCGUUGCUUUGAAAAGACAUAAUGGAAGAGCCUAUCGACUCUGAUGCAGCCGCUGAGCACCGCCGAGAUGGAAACACUAUCGAUGCACGCCACGUCCUCGGCAAGAUUGAUCGCGCCUUAAUGCCACUCCUCUUCAUCACGUACAUGCUGAAUUUCAUGGACAAGACGAUUCUCUCAAGCGCCGCCGUGUUCGGUCUAAGAGAAGAUACGCACCUCCAAGGACAGCAGUAUAGCUGGGUCAGCAGCAUCUUUUACCUAGGCUACCUUGUCUGGGAGUAUCCCACUACUCUACUUAUUGCUCGUCUGCCCGUGGGAAAGUACCUUAGCGCCAACACGGCGUUCUGGGGCGUUACUGUGGCUGCCACUGCCGCAUGCACCAAUUUUGGCGGUCUCUUAGCCGUGCGGUUCCUCUUGGGCGUCGCAGAGGCCACCAUCACGCCGGGCUUCAUGUUCCUGACGUCCACGUGGUACACACGCGAUGAGAUGCCCACCCGCGUUGGCAUCUGGUUUGCUGGGAACGCUGUCGGGGGUUUAGUAUCUAGCCUUGUCGCGUUUGGCGUUGGGCAUAUCCAAGACGACAUCCACCCGUGGCGCUGGAUGUAUAUAAUUCUCGGCGUCACCACCUUUCUAUGGACAAUUCCAAUGUACUGCUUACUCCCGGAUACCAUCGCCAAAGCCAAGUUCCUUACGUCCGAGGAACAGCAAGUCGCUGCUCGUCGCAUAGUUAUAGCAGGUACGGGAAGCACUGAAAAUGCUCGCUUCUCUUGGGCGCAGGUCCGCGAGUGUCUUAUAGAUCCCAAGGCAUGGAUGCUCUGUUUUAUCGCCAUUCUCAGCCAAAUCCCCAACAGCGGCACGCAAAACUUUUCCAACAUCAUCAUAACGUCCUUCAACUUUACGAACCUGCAGUCGACGCUCAUCAAUAUUCCAUAUUCGCUGCUUUCCGCGGCCGCCAUUGCCGGCACGGGCUGGCUCGCCGGCCGAUACCGCACGCUUAACUGUAUUCUUAUUGCUGCCGUUCUGGUACCGUGUGUAGCCGGUGCCGCGGUGAUUUACUGUCGCAGCCAUAUACCGUCGCAUGGCGUACAGCUCUUUGCGUACUUUUUGCUCGCGCCAGGCCCGGCCGCGAUGCCGCUUACCAUGGCGCUCGUGCAGUCCAACUUUAAAGGCGUCACCAAGAAGAUGACGAUUACGGCGAUGGUCUUUAUUGCGUAUUGUACCGGCAAUGUUGCGGGACCGCAGUUCUUUCGUGCGGAUGAGGCACCGACCUACAGUACGGCAUUCAAGACUAUUAUUGUUUGCUAUUCGCUUGUGAUUGUGCUGGCUGGGGUGCUGCGCAUGUAUUUACAGUGGUUCAACGCGCUUAGAACAAAAAUGGAGGGCAUCCAAGGAAGCAGUCGAGCGGCAGGUGGCAAGCUGGGCGACGAUGAUAAUGCGACAGAUGCUUUGACAGGUGACCUCGCAUCAGAGGCAUUCCAAGAUGUUACAGAUUGGAAGACGGUUGGAUUUAGAUAUCGGUUAUAGUUCAUUGUACAUCUCAUUCAGUCGCACUAUGUUAGAGGAUACAUGGCAACAAAGUCUUGAAACCUGUCAUCGUAAAGAGAGAACCCGGGACUGAGCAACUGAUCAAGCCCGCUUGCAGAGGGAUCAAACCAAAAGGAAGUCAUCUCGUCCGCAAGCUCCGUUGAUGCUUCAGGCUCAAGGGUCAUGUCCAUCCCAGUAUCAUCCUCACCCUCACCAGCAGGUCGUGUUGGUCCGACAGAGGAUCGGCGCGUAACAGGUGCAGACUGCUUAAGAACAUCAUGUGCUCCUUGGAACAGGCGAUACAUGACGUUGGCACUCCAAUACGUUUGCCGCAGAUGUUCUAGCACAAUCAUGCAGAGCUGCAGCCUAUUGGAGCCGAGGCUAGAGAUGAGGGAGUUGGUGGACUUGCAGUCAAGCAGAUGGAUUUGCAUUGCCGGGAUCAACGCCAUGAUUCUAAACCCAUCAGCAUAUUUUUUAUGUAUUUGUUUCACAUAGACUUACAUCAUUGGACGGAGAUAGCGAAUUCCGUCUAGUUCAAUUAAUCUCUGGAGAAUGGCAUUGGUGCUGGCGGCGGCUUCGUGGGCUCGUUCAGCGGCAAUUUUGGGCCAGUUUGGAUCUUCAUUGGAUGUGAUUGAGUUGAGGACAAAUGGGCGAUAGAGGAUGGCAACAGAUGCUCUGUUCAAAUAUCAGUGUGCGCUUUACUGGCGGAGAAGGGGGUAUACUGACUGGAAGGAGAGUUGAAGCUGAGAGUAGUGAAUCUUCAACUCGUCGCUGGUGAGCGUGCUAUAAUCCAAGGCCAUUACCGCUCCGUCUCGAAGAAGCCGGUCAUAUCUGUCUACUUGGGAUCGGGUAGGAGCCGGCCCGGUGACUUUGUAAUGCAGCCGCUGAAUGCCGCCUAGAUUGUCGCUGAUAGUAACAAGCGUGCACCACAUAUCGCAAAGCGCGUCAAUAUCACGGGGCAGAUACGCCCCCAGCAGGGAGCUGGGCAGCUGGCGCAGCUCAUCCGAAACGUAUGUUGCCAAUGGUUUUGAAGCGUCGCAGUCUUCCGUGUGAAUUCGCAUCGGACGUCCUUUGGCCAGCGACACCCAGCAAUCCCGGACUACGACCGCCCACCACAUGCGACUUACAAGGGCGGCGCUUAUCUCGGGCGGGUGGUGAGACCGAGUGGCCGUCGGAGACCGGUGGAAGCCCAUGGACUGGAGCAUGGACACGGCGAUGCCAAUCCAGUACCACGAGCCGGUGUGAUCCUGUGCGUCGCUGUACCAGAAAGCCAGUAGUGUUACGGAUUGGGCCAGCGUAACUUUGUCUGUUCCUCUGUCAAGGUCGUAGAGACACUGUAGAGAUAAAGUGAGCAACUGAAGGCCUUUUUCUCAGAAAAAAAGGAGAAGGGGAGCUUGCAAACCAACCUUUGCGCGCUCGUACAUGGCUGUCUUGAGAGCUUUGCGGGUAGUGAAGCCAG
[Torrubiella] hemipterigena is the source of this 3076-nucleotide messenger RNA. Lineage: Eukaryota; Fungi; Ascomycota; Sordariomycetes; Hypocreales; Clavicipitaceae. The record is from the annotation of a GenBank genome assembly.